AUGGAUCAAAGGUUUGAACAGUUACAGAAGGAUAUGCAAGACCAGUUGCAGGAGCAAUUGGCCAAGAUGCAAAACGAUAUGAGGGAGCAAAUGUUAGAGGCUCAAAGGAAUAUGAUGGCCGAGAUGGCUCAGCUACUGAGAGCCAUUGAUAAGGGAAAGGCUCCCAUGGCAAUCCUGCGGGCUUUACCCAACCCACCUCCUAGGAGGCCAUCUGUCACUAUAAUGCCUCAACAUGGGUCGAUCGAUACCGAAAUCCCUAUGAAUUUCCCAACUGCCUCAGGAUUUGAUUUGGGUGACAACCUUGCUAAUCCAAUCAUUCCUGACUUAGAUAUGGCUGAAAGGGAAGGGCAUCAGGGAGUUGAUGCCAAAGAUCUAAGCUUGGUCCCAGAUUUGGUGCUUCCUCACAAAUUCAAGAUGCCAAAGUUUGAGAAGUACAACGGAACUAUUUGCCCAGAGGCCCAUAUUACGAUGUUUUGUAGAAGGGUGACGGGUUACGUGAACAAUAAUCAACUGUUGUUCCAUUGUUUCCAAGACAGCCUAAUUGGAGCAACAGCCAGGUGGUACAAUCAGUUGAGCUGGGCCAGAAUAAAUUCAUGGAGGGAUCUUGCACAAGCUUUCAUACAGCAGUACAAUCAUGUGACUGACAUGACUCCGGAUAUAAUCAAGCUACAAAACAUAAAGAAGAAGCCUAAUGAGAGCUUUAGGCAGUAUGCACAGAGAUGGAGAGAGAUUGCUAUGCAGGUUCAACCACUGCUCUUGGAGAAGGAAACCACUAUGCUAUUUAUCAACACCUUAAAGGCUCCAUUCAUUACCCAUAUGAUUGGAAAUACUACAAAAAAUUUUGUUGACAUAGUUAUGGCAGGGGAAAUGAUUGAAAACGCCAUAAGGGACGGUAAGAUAGAAGGGGAAACUGCUAAGAGAUCAACCUCAAGAAGAAAUGAGGUGAACAAUGCGAGUAAUUAUAACUUGAAAUCAGCUACGAUUAUUCAACCAAGAGCAGUAACUGUAGGACAGCAGGGUCCGCAAAGGAAUGAAUCUGGUAUGAGACAGAAUUCUGAAAAGAUCCAGUUCACACCCAUUCCAGUGACGUACAAAGAACUUUAUCAGAAAUUAUUUGAUGCACACGUGGUAGCUCCCUUCUACUUAGAACCAAUGCAACCUCCAUAUCCCAAAUGGUAUGAUGCAAAUGUUCAAUGUGAGUACCAUGCAGGGAUAACAGGACAUUUCAUAGAAAAUUGUACUACCUUCAAGAAAUUGGAUAAAAAAUUCACCAAAAUGGGUGUUAUAAAGUUUGAUACAGAGAACCCAUUGCCAAACCAUAGCGAUCAGGGGGUAAAUGUGAUUGGGGAAGAUGAGGCUGAACAAGGAAAUCUGAAGGGUUUUUGUCCCUACAAACUGGAAAGCUCCUUAAACAAUUGGAAGGCAGAGGAACUUCUUGUAGUAUUCAGAAAUUAUACGAAGUAA
Gossypium arboreum is the source of this 1464-nucleotide messenger RNA. RefSeq lists its product as uncharacterized. The transcript is spliced from 2 exons. The record is from RefSeq and is a predicted model, not a curated record. NCBI's taxonomy places the organism in Eukaryota, Viridiplantae, Streptophyta, Magnoliopsida, Malvales, Malvaceae. The coding region runs from base 1 to 1464 and encodes 487 amino acids.